CAAACGCAAACAAAUGCUAGUACUAAAAAUCUCACAAAAAUAUCAGGUAAAAAUUUAGCAAGAAACAGACUGAGCAAGACUAGUAACACCAAUGGAAGCUCUGAGAUACUUGAGCAUUGGCAUCUCUAGUUCCCGCUUUCUACCACCACUUCCACCGCCACCACCCCCCAACACCACCACGACCACCACCACUACCAAGAAGCCCCACAAACUCAACGCCGUCAGCGGCGGCCCUAGCAGCCUUCCCAACAACUUCUCCGCCAGCAAAUGGGCUGAUCGCCUCCUCUCCGACUUCCAAUUCCUCCCUUCCACUGCCGCUUCCUCCGACUCUCCGGACUCUCCCUCCGCCGCCGCCACUCUCUUUCCUCCUCUCCCUCCCCAUCUGGCCCCUCCCGAGCGCCACGUGUCCAUGCCCAUCGACUUCUACCGAGUGUUGGGUGCCGAAAUGCACUUCCUUGGGGACGGUAUCAGGAGAGCCUACGAAGCUAGGGUUUCGAAACCACCUCAGUAUGGUUACAGUCAAGACGUCUUGAUUGGACGAAGACAGAUUCUUCAAGCUGCUUGCGAAACUCUGUCAAACCCUAGGUCCAGAAGAGAGUACAAUCAAGGCCUUGCUGAAGAUGAAUUCGAUACCAUCCUCACUGAUGUCCCCUGGGAUAAGGUUCCUGGAGCUUUGUGUGUGUUACAAGAAGUGGGAGAGACUGAGGUAGUUCUUCAAAUUGGAGACAGUUUGUUAAGAGAAAGGUUGCCCAAGUCAUUUAAGCAAGAUGUUGUCUUGGCUAUGGCGCUUGCUUAUGUUGACAUGUCGAGGGAUGCAAUGGCAUUGUCGCCACCGGAUUUUAUUAAGGGCUGUGAAGUGCUUGAGCGGGCAUUGAAAUUGUUGCAGGAGGAAGGCGCAAGAAGUCUUGCUCCAGAUUUACAAACACAGAUUGACGAGACGUUGGAAGAGAUCACCCCACGUUGUGUUCUGGAGCUUCUAGCUUUACCACUUGCUGAUAAGUACCAGACAAAAAGGGGAGAGGGUCUUCAAGGUGUACGCAACAUUUUGUGGGCUGUUGGAGGUGGGGGCGCAGCUGCCAUUGCUGGGGGAGUUACCCGUGAAGAUUUCAUGAAUGAGGCCUUCUUACAUAUGACAGCAGCAGAGCAGGUUGAUCUUUUUGCUGCCACGCCAAGUAAUAUACCUGCAGAAAGUUUUGAAGUUUAUGGUGUGGCACUUGCACUUGUUGCUCAGGCCUUUGUGGGUAAGAAACCUCAUCUCAUUCGAGAUGCUGACAACCUUUUUCAACAACUUCAGCAGACCAAGGUUACAGCUCUUGCAAAUCCUGCCCAUGUCUAUACUGCUAGGGGAGAAAUCCAUGAGAUGGACUUUGCAUUGGAGAGGGGUCUCUGUUCACUGCUCAUGGGAGAGCUUGAUGACUGUCGCUCAUGGUUGGGUUUAGACAGUGACAACUCACCUUAUAGAGAUCCAUCUAUUGUUAACUUUGUUUUGGAACAUUCCAAGGAUGACAAGGACAAUGAUUUCCUUCCUGGACUUUGUAAAUUGUUGGAGACAUGGUUGAUGGAGGUGGUUUUCUUCAGAUUCAGAGAUACUAAAGAUAUAACAUUCAAGCUCGGAGAUUAUUAUGAUGAUCCCACAGUCUUGCGAUAUUUAGAAAGACUGGAGGGAGUUAGUGGGUCACCAUUAGCUGCAGCCGCUGCCAUAGUAAAAAUUGGGGCUGAAGCUACAGCAGUGCUUGAUAGUGUGAAGUUUAGUGCAAUUCAAGCAUUGCAGAAGGUGUUUCCUCUUGGGCAAGGAAAUGGGAAUGUGAAAUGUCAAGAAGAUGAAGAGGUUAACAGUUCUGUUACUCCUUUAGAAAGCAAGGAGCCUGGGGUACAACAGGAUCAAGAUGAUUCCACCAACAUACUUGAUGGUCCUGAAAAAAAUAAUGCUGAUGAAACACAGAAGCAAGAAAUGAUUACUUCCGAAAUAAAAGAUGCAAGUAUAAAGAUUAUGUGUGCUGGUGUGGUAGUUGGACUCAUUUCUUUGGUUGGCUUAAAGUAUUUACCAUUUCGGAAUGGCUCUUCAAUUCUACGCAAAGAAGUUGGUUCAGCAAUGGCUUCUGAUGUUAUCAAAGUAGGGUCCUUGGUAGCUGAAAAUUUGGAGGAAAUGCCUAGAAUGGAUGCAAAAUUUGCAGAAGGUCUGGUUCAGAAGUGGCAGAACAUUAAAUCCCAGGCUCUUGGACCUGAUCAUUGCCUCGGAAAAUUGUCUGAGGUCUUGGAUGGUAAUAUGCUAAACGUUUGGAAAGACCGUGCUGCAGAAAUUGCUCAACAUGGUUGGUUCUGGGACUACUCUCUGUUGAAUUUGACAAUCGACAGUGUGACUGUGUCAGUUGAUGGGCGGCGUGCCAUUGUGGAAGCAACUCUUGAAGAGUCAGCAUGCCUAACUGAUGUGGGCCAUCCAGAGCACAAUGAUUCAUACUACAACACGACGAGGUAUGAGAUGUCAUGUACACCUUCAGGAUGGAAGAUUACAGAAGGAGCUGUCCUCAAAUCAUGAUUGGGAAUUUAGGAUACUGCAAAAGCUUUCAUGUAAAUAUUAGCUUUUGUUUCCUCGAGUCUUAUUUACGUUUUGUAGCUCAAUUAUUGGUUACUUUGUUGAACUAGUAAGGUUUUUCUGAUUAUAUGUAAAUGUGUGUUGUUGCAGCAUCUUGCAAGGCUGCCAAACAAUGUGUUGUGACUUGUGUAUUGUUGCAGCUUCUUGAUUGUGCAAAUCACAGUGCCGGGAUUAUUGAGUGCACAACUUGUAAAGCAUUUUGUUUU
Camellia sinensis is the source of this 2799-nucleotide messenger RNA. RefSeq names its product Chaperone DnaJ-domain superfamily protein (gene ARC6). NCBI's taxonomy places the organism in Eukaryota, Viridiplantae, Streptophyta, Magnoliopsida, Ericales, Theaceae. Gene Ontology annotation, biological process: chloroplast fission. The record is from RefSeq and is a predicted model, not a curated record. Gene Ontology annotation, cellular component: chloroplast inner membrane.